CUUUCUUUCUUGCUCCCCUUCCAUGAUUUCAACAUGAGCAUAAACAAGGAGUCACCAAUAUACUAAUAACAACCAUCAUUCCCAAACAGCCACACACACACCCAGCUCACAGCCUCCUCCACCAGCACACACAGCUCCAGCAGCAGGGGCCGUCACAGCCAUGGGCAAGGACUGCGGCAACCACGGCGACGACGAGUUCAAGCAGUCGCUCCGGCGCCUGCUGGGCGUCCUCCUGUUCCUCGCCCUCCUCGUCGGCCUCAUCGCGCUCAUCGUCUACCUCGUCCUCCGCCCCACGCACCCGCGCUUCGUCCUCCAGGACGCCGCGCUCCGCCAGCUCGACCUCUCCAACGGCUCCGCGCCGCUGCUCUCCACGGCGGCGCAGUUCACCGUCGCCUCCCACAACCCCAACGGCCGCGUCGGCGUGCACUACGACCGCCUCGACGUCUACGCCUCCUACAAGUACCAGCAGGUCACGCUCGCGUCCAGGCUCCCGCCGGUGUACCAGGGCCACGGCGACGUCGACGUCUGGUCGCCCGUCCUGGCCGGCCCGAACGUCCCCUUCGCGCCGUUCCUCGCCGACGCCAUGAGGAAGGACAUCGCCAACGGGUACCUCAUCAUGGAGGUCAGGAUCGACGGCCGCGUCCGCUGGAAGGUCGGCAGCUGGACCUCCGGCCACUACCACAUCUUCGUCACCUGCCCGGCCUACUUCAUCGGCAGCGGCAGCUCCAGCGUCGUCGGGGCUCACGGGCUCAGGUUCCAGACGGCCACCUACUGCCGCGUCGAGGUCUAGCGGCUUCCCCUGCUCUGCUCUCUUCUGCUCCUCUGCUUCCUCUGCUCCGGCGAGGUAGGCCAGCUUGUUACUCCUACUUGUGCGUGUUCAUACUGGAAACAAGGGAGAGAGAUGCUGGGUGGUAAAUUGGAAUAAAGGGUGGUAUAUAUAGAGAGGUAAAAAAGUUGAGGUAAUUUAGAGAGUGGGUUAACUAGUCUCGGUUCAUUUGUGCUAUGGUUUUUGCCAUGGUUUUUUGGGUUGGGUUGCAUCUUUGUUCAGUUCCUCGUUCAAUCAAUUGUUCAUAAACCAAAGAGUCAAUGUAAAAAAAAAUCCUUCUUCCAUUUUGCAAUUUGGGCGUUGCCUUGUUCUUUUGCUUUUAGAUAUAAUGCUGUGUCCUUGUUGAAUGGAGUAAUAAUUUAGCGUAUCUUCCGUGUGGGGAUUAGAAAGCUUUUUAGGUAGGUUGCAAGUCGAUUGCAAAUCGCACACAUGAGUUGAGCUCCAAGCCUCCAAUGGAGUGUUUGGAAUUAUGUACGUUGGUGGCAACAACCCAAGCAAACUCCGGCGUCCAUCCAAGUCCGGCCUGGGUUUGGUGAGAGGAAGCAAGUACGGAUUGGGACCUGGGAUCACGGCUUGUACAGGUAGCUCAUUAGUCCCUCUCUUAGCUUGGAGAUCCAAGGAAACUUCACAAAAGUUAGAGAAUAAAAGUUUGUGUGUGUGUGGGUGUAUGUGCGCUGUCUUCUCCAUGUGACCUGACCAUGUGCUCAUGUGGAAAACAAACUCUACGUGGAAUUAUUAUGUAUCCGUAUCA
Molecule: messenger RNA, 1577 nt
Organism: Panicum virgatum (switchgrass)
Lineage: Eukaryota; Viridiplantae; Streptophyta; Magnoliopsida; Poales; Poaceae
Product: NDR1/HIN1-like protein 1
Exons: 1
Coding region: 161-790 (209 amino acids)
Biological process (GO): defense response to other organism
Source: RefSeq, a predicted model, not a curated record